CACGUUUCGGCCACUUCCCAAAGACCCAUAGAUUCAGCCUUAAACCCCCAACUCCCUCUCUCUCUCUCUCCGCCUCCCUUUAAAGACCAAAUCUCUCUCUUUUACUCUCUCUCUCUCUCUCUCUCUCUCUCUUUUCCUCUUUCCUCCAUUACAGAGCUCAACGGAGCUCUCUCUCCUUCUCAACGCACUCCUUUGGCCUCGGAGGGAUACAAGAAGGGAUAUUGAAGCUCUGAAAUCUAACCCGGAUACUCUGUUUUUCCAUUUUCCGGAUAUCAGAUCGGAUCGGAUCGGAUUCUAAAUUUUAAACGAUUCUUAAGAUGCAGACGACAAACGGCUCAGAUUCAGCGUUGGCAACUCCCGGAGCCACUCCUCCGAUUCAUCAAACGACUCCUCCGCCUCAGUGGCAGCAGCAACCGCAGCAGCAGCAACAGUGGAUGGCGGCCAUGCAGUAUCCGGCGGCGGCGAUGAUGAUGAUGCAGCAGCAACAGAUGAUGAUGUAUCCUCACCAAUACGUUCCUUACAAUCAAGGCCAUUAUCAGCCUCAUCCCCAGCUCCAAUACGCGGCUUAUCAGCAGCAUAAGCCACAUGACCGCGGAUCUGGAGAAGAUGUCAAGACUCUCUGGAUCGGUGAUCUUCUUCAUUGGAUGGACGAGACUUAUCUCCACACCUGCUUUUCUCACACCGGCGAGGUCUCUUCAGUGAAAGUGAUUCGUAACAAGCUAACUUGUCAGUCAGAAGGGUAUGGGUUCGUCGAGUUUCUUUCACGAGCUGCAGCUGAAGAAGUUCUUCAGACAUUUAGUGGCUCAGUGAUGCCAAACUCGGAGCAGCCUUUCCGACUAAACUGGGCAUCUUUUAGUACCGGUGAGAAGAGAGCAGUGGAGAACGGUCCAGAGCUCUCGAUAUUUGUUGGUGAUUUGUCUCCGGAUGUGACUGACACGUUAUUGCAAGACCUGUUUGUUGAGAGAUAUCCAUCUGUCAAAAGCGCCAAAGUUGUGAUCGAUUCCAACACCGGCCGGUCCAAAGGCUACGGUUUUGUCAGGUUUGGUGAUGAAAACGAGAGGUCAAGGGCCCUGACUGAGAUGAAUGGAGCUUUCUGCUCAAACAGGCAAAUGCGCGUUGGCAUCGCAACCCCGAAAAGAGCGGUUGCUAAUCAGCAACAACAUUCUUCACAAGCUCUGAUACUUGCUGGUGGACAUGGAGCAAAUGGUUACAUGGGUCAUCAUGGCUCGCAGUCUGAUGGCGAAUCAAACAACUCAACAAUAUUUGUUGGCGGACUUGACCCUGAUGUUACUGAUGAAGACCUCAGAGAACCUUUUCUCCAGUUUGGCGAGGUUGUUUCAGUGAAGAUUCCGGUAGGCAAAGGAUGUGGGUUUGUCCAAUUUUCUAACAGGAAGAGUGCUGAUGAUGCCAUCCAGAGUUUGAACGGGACAGUCAUCGGGAAGAACACUGUCAGACUCUCUUGGGGACGAAGCCCUAACAAGCAGUGGAGAGGAGGAGACUCAGGGCAGCAGUGGAAUGGAGGAUACUCAAGAGGACAAGGUUACAACAAUGGAGGAUAUGCUAACCACCACGACUCCAACACUUAUCCUGCUGAGACUUGAAGUGAUCAAUGAUCAUUGUGGUUUUAUUAAGCCUCUGUGAUUCACACAUCAAUCAAUUCGAAGCUAAACUUGUAGUCCAAAGGAGAGAAUUUUGUUAGAUGGAUUUGAUUUUAAUAGACUUUGUUGUUGUUUCGAGAUUCAUAAUUUUUGGUUACUGGUUUUGUCUCGUCUCAGACUAAUUAUAUUAAUGGUUGUGCUUGUUUUGAUCAUCAUUUUCGUUAACGUUUUUAUAACAGCUCCAUAAAUAAAGACCAAAAAUUUACUUUUUAAAA
This is a messenger RNA of Thlaspi arvense, 1873 nucleotides long. NCBI's taxonomy places the organism in Eukaryota, Viridiplantae, Streptophyta, Magnoliopsida, Brassicales, Brassicaceae. The record is from the annotation of a GenBank genome assembly.